Molecule: messenger RNA, 4134 nt
Organism: Camelus dromedarius (Arabian camel)
Lineage: Eukaryota; Metazoa; Chordata; Mammalia; Artiodactyla; Camelidae
Gene: LAMC2
Product: laminin subunit gamma 2
Exons: 23
Coding region: 79-3654 (1191 amino acids)
Biological process (GO): tissue development; cell-cell adhesion; morphogenesis of a polarized epithelium
Cellular component (GO): laminin-332 trimer; basement membrane
Molecular function (GO): integrin binding
Source: RefSeq, a predicted model, not a curated record
GGAAGGCACAGCGGAGCGCAGAGCGAGCGCUCGCAGCCCGCGCAGCACCCCUGCGGCGGCGGACGCGGCGGCCCGGCCAUGCCUGCGCUCUGGCUCAGCUGCUGCCUCUGCUUCGCGCUCCUGCUGCCUGCAGCCCGGGCCGACUCCAGGAGGCAAGUCUGUGACUGCAAUGGGAAGUCCAGGCAAUGCGUCUUUGAUCAGGAACUGCACAGGCUGACGGGAAACGGAUUCCGCUGCCUCCACUGCAGCGACAACACAGGUGGCAUCCACUGCGAGAGGUGCAAGGAGGGCUUCUACCGACAGAGAGAGAGGGACCGCUGCCUGCCCUGCAACUGUGACUCCAAAGGUUCUCUCAGUGCUCGGUGUGACAACUCUGGACGGUGCAGCUGCAAGCCGGGUGUGACAGGGGACAGGUGUGACCGCUGCCUGCCGGGCUUCCACACCCUCACUGACGCUGGGUGCACCCGAGACCAGAGGCUCCUAGACUUCAAGUGUGACUGUGACCCAGCCGGCAUCUCGGGGCCCUGUGACGCCGGCCGCUGCGUCUGUAAGCCAGCUGUCACCGGAGAGCGCUGUGACAGGUGCCGACCGGGUUACUAUCACCUGGAUAGUGGGAACCCUGAGGGCUGCACCCAGUGCUUUUGCUACGGGCAUUCGGCCAGCUGCCACAGCUCCGGAGGCUACAGUGUCCACAGAAUCACCUCUACCUUCCACCAAGGUGUGGAUGGCUGGAAGGCUGUCCAAAGAAAUGGAUCUCCUGCAAAGCUCCAAUGGUCACAGCGCCAUCAAGACGUGUUCAGCUCGGCAAGACGAUCAGACCCUGUCUAUUUUGUAGCUCCUGCCAAAUUUCUUGGGAAUCAACAGGUGAGCUAUGGGCAAAGCCUGUCUUUUGACUACCGUGUGGACAGGGGAGGCAGACGCCCAUCUGCCCACGACAUGAUCCUGGAAGGUGCUGGUCUGCGGAUCACAGCUCCCUUGAUGCCGCUUGGCAAGACACUGCCUUGUGGGAUCACCAAGACGUACACGUUCAGGUUAAAUGAACACCCGGGCAGUAACUGGAGCCCCCAGCUGAGUUACUUUGAGUUUCGAAGGCUACUGCGGAACCUCACAUCCCUGCAGAUCCGGGCUACCUAUGGAGAGUACAGUACUGGGUACAUUGACAACGUGACCCUGAUCUCAGCCCGCCCCGUCUCUGGAGCCCCAGCACCCUGGGUUGAACAAUGCGUGUGUCCUGCUGGGUACAAGGGACAGUUCUGCCAGGAAUGUGCUUCUGGCUACAAAAGAGAUGCAGCCAGACUGGGACCCUUUGGCUCCUGUAUCCCGUGUAACUGCCAAGGGGGCGGGGCCUGUGACCCAGACACAGGAGACUGUUAUUCAGGGGACGAGAGCCCUGACAUCGAGUGUGCCGACUGCCCCCUCGGUUUCUACAACGACCCGCGUGACCCCCGCAGCUGCCAGCCCUGUCCCUGUCCCAGUGGGUUCGGCUGCUCCGCGAUGCCCGAGACGGAGGAGGUGGUGUGCAACAGCUGCCCCCCGGGCGUCACCGGUGCCCGCUGCGAGCUCUGUGCCGAUGGCUACUUUGGGGACCCCUUUGGGGAACGUGGCCCAGUGAGGCCUUGUCAGCCCUGUCAGUGCAACAACAACGUGGACCCCAGUGCCUCCGGGAACUGUGACCGCCUGACGGGCAGGUGUCUGAAGUGCAUCCACAACACGGCCGGGGGCCGCUGUGACCAGUGCAAAGCAGGCUACUUUGGGGACCCCCUGGCUCCCAACCCAGCGGACAAGUGUCGAGCUUGCAACUGCAGCCCCGUGGGCUCGGAGCCCGUGGAGUGUAGAAGUGAUGGCAGCUGUGUUUGCAAACCGGGAUUCGGCGGCCUCAACUGUGAGCACGCAGCAUUAGCCAGCUGCCCAGCGUGCUAUAACCAAGUGAAGACUCAGAUGGAUCAGUUUAUGCAGCAGCUCCAGAGCCUGGAGACCCUGAUUUCGACGGCUCAGGGUGGCGGGGGAGCGGUGCCCAGCACAGAGCUGGAAGGCAGGAUGCGGCAGGCCGAGCAGGCCCUUCAGGACAUCCUGAGAGAAGCCCAGAUUUCAGAAGGUGCUAUUAGAUCCCUCAACCUCCAGCUGACCAAGGCCAGGAGCCAGGAGAACAGCUACCGGAACCGCCUGGAUGACCUCAAGAUGACCGUGGAGAGAGUUCGGGCCCUGGGCAGCCAGCAUCAGAACCGCGGGCAGGAUGCCCGCAGGCUCCUCACUCAGAUGCGCCUGAGCCUGGAGGAAAGCGAGGCUGCCCUGCAAAGCUCGAACAUUCCUCCCUCAGACCACUAUGUGGGGCCAAAUGGCUUUAAAAGUCUAGCUCAGGAGGCCACGAGAUUGGCAGACAGCCACGUUGAGUCAGCCAAUAACAUGGAGCAACUGGCAAGGGAAACCGAGGACUAUUCCAAGCAGGCGCUGUCCUUGGUGCGCAAGGCUCUCAGCGAAGGAGGCGGCAGCGGCAGCCUGGAGGGCUCCGUGGUGCAAGGGCUUGUGGGAAAGCUGGAGAAAACCAAGUCUCUGGCCCAGCAGUUGCUGAGCGAGGCCACUCAAGCUGACCUUGAAGCAGACAGGUCUUACCAGCAUAGUCUCCACCUCCUCAGUGCCGCGUCUCAGCUUCAAGGGGCCAACGACCAGUCCUUUGAGGUAGAAGUGAAGAGGAUCAGACAAAAAGCAGAGUCUCUCUCAAGCCUGGUGACCAAGCGUAUGGAUGAGUUCAAGCGUGUGCAAAGCAACCUGGGAAGCUGGGAGGAAGAAACCCAGAAGCUCUUACAGAAUGGGAAGAACGGGAGACAGAAAUCAGAUCAGCUGCUUUCCCGUGCCAACCUUGCUAAAAGCAGAGCCCAGGAAGCGCUGAGCAUGGGCAAUGCCACUUUUUAUGAAGUUGAAAACAUCUUAAAGAAUCUCAGAGAGUUUGACCUGCAGGUUGAAGACAGAAAAGCAGAAGCCGAAGAGGCCAUGAAGAGACUCUCCUAUAUUAGCCAGAAGGUUGCAGACGCCAGCGACAAGACCAAGCGAGCAGAAACAGCCCUGGGCGGGGCUGCGGCCGAUGCCCAGAGGGCAGAGAAGGCUGCCGGGGAGGCCCUGGAGAUCAGCGGCAAGAUAGAGCAGGAGAUCGGGGGUCUGAACUUGGAAGCCAAUGUGACAGCAGAUGGAGCCUUGGCCAUGGAGAAGGGACUGGCCACUCUGAAGAGUGAGAUGAGGGAUGUAGAAGGAGAACUAGCAAGGAAGGAGCAGGAGUUCGACAUGGACAUGGACGCGGUGCAGAUGGUAAUUACAGAAGCCCAGAGAGUUGAUAACAGAGCCAAGAAUGCUGGAGUUACCAUCCAAGACACGCUCAACACAUUGGACGGCAUCCUACACCUGAUAGACCAGCCUGGCAGUGUGGAUGAAGAAAGGCUGAUCUCGUUGGAGCAGAAGCUUUUCCGAGCCAAGACGCAGAUCGACAGCCAGCUGCGGCCCUUGAUGUCCGAGCUGGAGGAGAGGGCACGUCGGCAGAGGGGCCACCUCCGCUCGCUGGAGACCAGCAUAGACGGGAUCCUGGCUGAUGUGAGAAACCUGGAGAACAUUAAGGACAACCUGCCCCCAGGCUGCUACAACACCCAGGCUCUCGAGCAGCACUGAGGCUGCCUUGGAGAGUCCUCGACCGAGGUUCUCGGGACAUAGACCUCGGCUCACACGGGUGGGGCGGGAUGGGGACAUCUGAACACGCUGAAUGCGCGUGCUCAGGCCAACUGAACCUGGUCCUAUCCUGGAGACCUUGGCCAGAUAGAUGUCUUAUUGUACCAGUGUGAUGCUAUUUGCUUCCUGAUGCGGGGCAAUGGGGCAAAUAUCAUUGGCUACGAGACUCAUCAAGGGCCUGGACACCAGAAGGUAGACUGGAUGGAAGGACAAACUGCAGGGGCGGAUGUCUGCCUCAGAACAGUCAUCAGCUGAGUCCCGGCAUACGGACAAGAGCUGCUGGGUUAUCGGCAGCUCAUUCUUUGAGUAAUGUGACCAAAGGAAACUUUUUUUGGCUUUGCCCACGCAUCAGAUUCUUCCUAUUGUCAGAACAGAGAGUGAAUUCCAGUCCUACUGUGGCCAGUAAAAUGCUAUUGCCUCAUA